AAUUGCUUUCCAAUACAAUCUACUGUUGACAUUCUUAUGCAGCGCAACAUAAAUAUUUGGCAGAACAUCCCCUACACACCUUCGCGUCUGGCACUCAUGUCAUUGUCAGAGCUCUGCCUACGCCGGUGCAUACGCAGUUUCAGUGCGCUUUUGCUGCUGCCGGCGGUGAUACCUGUGCUUGUCUCCUUGUGCGUGUAAACGGAGAGAUAAAAGCUAGUGCCGUGAUUCAACAGCAUAACGAAUCAGUGCCGCCAAGAUGUCGGGCACAAUAUUAGAGAAUCUAAGCGGCAAAAAGUUAAGCAUUUUAGUGGCAUCCCUUCUCUUUCUGCAAUUCCUCUGUUUCCUGCUGGGUGGUCUCAUUGCACCGGUUCCGGCAAGUGUGCAGACCAUACUUGCCACUAUUUGUAAAGAUAUUCCCGGUUCGCACAACGAUACCUCAGUAUGGUUGUACUCGCGGGGGGAAGAUCGUUGCCAAAGCUUGGACCAUUUCGAUAUCGAAAGUGACGACAUGAAGAUGGCCAAUCAGAUAGUGUUCGUCUUCCAAAUGCCUCUGCCCCGCGAAGGCCGCCAGCUAGACUAUUCCCGAUGGCAGCAAAAUUUGAUAGGCGUGCUGCAGACGGACAUAGCGUACGAUGCGAACGUGCUGCACAAACCGCACACCAAGAUCACUGUCGAUGCACGGCUGGCAUACCGGAACAAAGGUGAUGCUGAUCAGGACUGGAAGUACCUGGCAUCGUCGCUGGAGGAGCGAGAUCUGGACUGUACGGCGAACAAUGUGACCGAUGACUAUCUGUACAACUGCGACACGAUUCCACUUUUCGAGCUAGGUUCGCUGCAUCACGAUUUUUACCUGCUAAACGUACGCCUGCCGGUCGAUAGCGAGCGUCGCAUGAAUUUGGACAUUGGACAUAUUAAAGAUUUGCACCUGUCCGUGAUCUACCAGAACGGCGGGUUUACGAAGGUUUGGGUAUCGCUAAAGACGGUGUUCCUUCCCUUCAUCGUUCUCAUCAUGGCAUGGUUCUGGCAGCGUGUCCAUCUACUGCACCGAAAACCUGCCCUGCUAGAAGAGAUGCUUCUGGCGCUGGGAUGUGCACUUACAUUUUUGAACAUGCCGUUCGAAUAUUUCACACUUUUCUUCGAUAUGCCGUUUAUGCUGCUUCUAAGCGACAUACGCCAAGGAGUGUUUUACGCUACGCUGCUAUCGUUCUGGCUUGUAUUUGCCGGCGAACACAUGCUGAUUCAAGAGACGGGCGAGAAAUCGGGUCUUAAGACGUACUGGAAGCAUCUAAGCGCAGUAGCUGUUGGAUGUGUGUCCCUAUUUUUGUUCGACAUGUGCGAGCGAGGCGUACAACUGCGGAAUCCAUUUUACUCGAUUUGGGUAUCUAAGAUUGGUGCGAACGUUGCUCUUGGGUUCAUCAUUUUGGCAGGCAUCUCAGCAGGACUGUACUUCUUCUUUCUCUGCUACAUGAUCUGGAAAGUGUUUUGCAACAUCAACAUCAAGCGCACAUCGCUCCCGUCAAUGUCAUCCGCCCGCCGUCUACACUAUGAGGGCAUCAUCUAUCGCUUCCAGUUCCUGAUGCUGGCGACCUUACUGUGCGCUGCUAUGACCGUUAUCGGUUUUAUCAUUGGGCAGGUUUCCGAGGGACGCUGGAAAUGGGAUGAAAAUAUCGAUCUGGAAUUUACGUCCGCUUUCUUUACCGGCGUGUACGGCAUGUGGAACAUUUACAUCUUUGCCUUGAUUGUGCUGUACGCUCCCAGCCACAAAAAGUGGCCCACCAACGAAACUACCGAAAACAUUAUGAGCGAAGAGAUAGAAUUCAGCAAUCUGCCAUCCGAUUCGAAUCCAAGCGAAAUUUCUUCUCUCACGCAAUUUGCUCGAAAGGCAGCUCAGGACUAAACAGGAGACAUGCCAAACGAGAAUAUUCACCGCCUACUAACCUGGCUUGUGGAACACUGUUUCAAAGCUGCUGGAUCGCUUGGUUAGAUUGAGUCGCCCCAUCCCAGUACAAUUCAAGGGGAUUGCAUUUAUUCUACCAGCAUUUUUGAAAGUACGAUUUUAACGGAUUUUUACACAACGAUUCGAAAACUCCAUGGCAACACGCAGCAAAAUGUAUCUGUAGUAGGUGUUUGUCUCAACGUCAACAGUAUUAGCAUCACAGUAUCAGAAUGUUUACCGGUGUACGAGUAAGGUAAAGGAAACAUAAACACCUGCUCUUACCACCGCGACAUUUACUAGAUUAUAGUGCGUUUUACAUCUUUUCUCAUAUUUAACGUCUUGAUCUUCCCGGUAGUGAAUAAAAUAUGGACAUUUUUUGUGUAA
This is a messenger RNA of Anopheles funestus (African malaria mosquito), 2320 nucleotides long. It is a transcript of the gene wls, whose product is annotated as protein wntless. Gene Ontology annotation, cellular component: endomembrane system; organelle membrane. Gene Ontology annotation, biological process: intracellular protein transport; Wnt signaling pathway; Wnt protein secretion. The transcript has 5 exons. Gene Ontology annotation, molecular function: Wnt-protein binding. NCBI's taxonomy places the organism in Eukaryota, Metazoa, Arthropoda, Insecta, Diptera, Culicidae. The record is from RefSeq and is a predicted model, not a curated record. Bases 257 to 1897 code for a protein of 546 amino acids.